Lampris incognitus (smalleye Pacific opah) is the source of this 822-nucleotide messenger RNA. It is a transcript of the gene elovl8a, whose product is annotated as ELOVL fatty acid elongase 8a. The record is from RefSeq and is a predicted model, not a curated record. Gene Ontology annotation, cellular component: endoplasmic reticulum membrane. Lineage: Eukaryota; Metazoa; Chordata; Actinopteri; Lampriformes; Lampridae. Gene Ontology annotation, molecular function: fatty acid elongase activity. Gene Ontology annotation, biological process: fatty acid elongation, monounsaturated fatty acid; very long-chain fatty acid biosynthetic process; fatty acid elongation, polyunsaturated fatty acid. The coding region runs from base 1 to 822 and encodes 273 amino acids. The transcript is spliced from 7 exons.
AUGAUAGUGUAUGCGUUUCAGAGAUCCCAGAUUGUCAGCACAUGGGAGAAAUUGCGGCUAUUCUACAGGGGGAUUCUGGAGAAUGGAGACAAGAGGACGGAUGAUUGGCUGCUCGUCUACUCUCCCGUGCCAAUCAGCGGCAUCUUCUCGUGCUACUUGUUCAUUGUAUGGGUGGGACCAAAGCUGAUGAAACACAGACAGCCAAUCAACCUCAAGCCUGUCCUGAUAGUUUACAACUUUGCAAUGGUCUGCCUGUCUGCCUACAUGUUCUAUGAGUUUACAGCAGCUUCCUGGUUGGCCAACUACAGUCUGCUCUGCCAGCCUGUUGACUACAGCAACAGACCGCUGGCUAUGAGGAUGGCCCGGGUUUGCUGGUGGUUUUACAUUUCCAAGGUCAUCGAGCUCAGUGACUCAAUAUUCUUCAUCCUGAGGAAGAAGAACAGCCAGCUGACCUUCCUCCAUGUCUACCAUCAUGCAACCAUGAUCUUCAACUGGUGGGCAGGGGUUAAGUAUGUAGCCGGUGGCCAGUCUUUCCUGAUUGGAUUGAUCAACUCUUUGGUUCAUGUGUUGAUGUACCUGUACUACGGCCUGGCUGCCCUGGGACCACACAUGGCCAAGUACCUCUGGUGGAAACGCUACCUCACCUCCCUGCAGCUGCUCCAGUUCUUCAUAGUGACAAUCCACACCACCUACAACCUGUAUGCUGACUGUGAUUUUCCAGACUCCAUGAACGCCGUGGUCUUUGCCUACGCGCUCAGCCUCAUCGCACUCUUCAGCAACUUCUAUUACCACAGCUACCUCACCAAGAACAAAGACGCCUAG